Messenger RNA from Aspergillus uvarum CBS 121591, 759 nucleotides. RefSeq lists its product as uncharacterized. NCBI's taxonomy places the organism in Eukaryota, Fungi, Ascomycota, Eurotiomycetes, Eurotiales, Aspergillaceae. The transcript is spliced from 2 exons. The coding region runs from base 239 to 412 and encodes 57 amino acids. The record is from RefSeq and is a predicted model, not a curated record.
CUGGUUACACCUAAAGAAAAAGCUUCACUCCUUCAGUCCUCCUCUAUCUGCAGUUUCGUCGGCCGGUCCGUCUAAUAGUCUAAUCUCGCCUGAAGCAUAGCAUGUGAGCCUUUCCCCACAGAGUCGAGUAGAAUCUAGUUUUUGUCCGGCUGGUAGGUUUGUUCACAAUCCUGAAAAUAGUCGGGAUAUAAACUUAUGGAUUGUCCCUACAAAAUUAGUCAAGCUUCAUCCGGACAAAAUGACGACUCAGUCGGGAAUGGAAGGGUUUUGCGCAGUGUGUGGUCACGCCAACAAUCACCACCACACUGCGCCCUGCCCUGCGGCUGGUUGCUCGAAUAGAUGGAAGGAAUGCACCAUUGACAACUGCUUCAGAAGGCCUUCCAAGGAAGCUAAGGCCUCGAAGGGUUCUUAGGGUUCUAAGGGCUCUAAGGGCUUCAAGGCUCUAGAAUACACAUCAUACAGGGUGUGCUAUGGAUGCAAGGAUCACCCGGCAUGCAGGGAGGAUCUCGACUUUUACAAGGUCGAGCAGGUCGAUGUUCUGAAGCAGCAGAAUAAGGACUACGCUGAGACUGGGACUGCGGGGGGUCAAGAUGUCGAAGGGAAUUGGACUCGCUGACCCAGUUCCCUGAAGACAACUCAAAUGUACUGCUGAGGCAUACCCGCAUAUUGCGGCGACAUUGAUGUAUUUCAUCUCCUACAUACUGGGCGCGGUCAUUUCACAUUAUCAUAAAUCAAGCUUCUAGUAGCCAUCGUGCUCUA